Molecule: messenger RNA, 1006 nt
Organism: Macroventuria anomochaeta
Lineage: Eukaryota; Fungi; Ascomycota; Dothideomycetes; Pleosporales; Didymellaceae
Exons: 1
Coding region: 332-604 (90 amino acids)
Source: RefSeq, a predicted model, not a curated record
AACCAAGGCCCACCAAAUCUGCUACACGCUCAUUGGACUGUUCUCGCUUAUUUCAAGCUCUAAUGGCAGACGUUCCGUCUUGCUUUCGCAAAUCCUUGUAGCCAUGUCAUCAUCUUCCGGUGGGAUAUGGCAUUUCUUAUCUAGUGCUUAGGAUAAGGUGUUAUUUGUAGACAAGUAGAAGGCUCGUCCCGCAGCCUUCGGAUACCGAAUCGUGCAAAACGUGUCGCAGACUUACCACGCGAUUAAAAUAGUCUGACGGCCGCCUACGAGAUUUGCAAAUCGUCCACCCUGAACAUAUCUCGUCCCUCAACCCACGUUGCCUGCUACCACAAUGGCUCCACGAACAUCAUCACGAACAUCAUCCAUCUGCUCGUCAGAGACCAUGGCCUCUGUGGCAUCUCAACAGUCUCAACACCAAUACUUGACGCCAGGACGGGCCUCCUUUAUCACAUCAUGGACAUCCUCCAUUGAACGCAGCCCUCAACCACACUCUGCCUCAGAUGCCGACGCCAUGUCCCGAGAGGCUGCUAUCGAGGCCUACCGACAGCUCAAAGUCGUACUCUUCUCAAAGGCCGCUUCUUCAACCUAUUCGCGGUCUGGCUAAACGUUUCUCAUCAGUGGUGAUGGAAAUCACUGCUAGAAGACCAUAGCCCUGGGCGACACGACCUGGACAGAACCACAAGGGGUGUCGACGACAUCGACCGUAUACGUCGUUGUCGAACCACCAUAACACUUUGAACAAUCGCCAGCGAGUUACUAUGAUGAACCCGAAUGUUUUUACGAUACCCAUAUUUUGCAUCUCAGCUUCUUUUUGGCAUUGGUGGCGUAGGAAAAUUAGGGUGUCACGUUCUGGAGGGUCGCGGGAUUCGACUUGGAAUUCCUUUGAUGGUGGCUUCGGACUCGGCAUGUAAACGUUGUACAAAUGUUUCUGCUCCUCUCGUAGAACACCAGUUUUCGAGCAACUGAUUAUGAACAACUGUUGUCGGCAUACAUAUCAUAAUGAAAC